Messenger RNA from Nelumbo nucifera (sacred lotus), 1427 nucleotides. RefSeq lists its product as uncharacterized. Lineage: Eukaryota; Viridiplantae; Streptophyta; Magnoliopsida; Proteales; Nelumbonaceae. The record is from RefSeq and is a predicted model, not a curated record.
CUGUGACUCCUGUCGGCCCAUCCGUCGGUUGAAUCAUUGGCUCCGACUCUCCGAGAGCAUGAAGACUGUGCAGCCUGUGCUCCACUGCCAUGAAUGAGCCUGCGCUUCACUGGUGAUCGAAAAGCCAGAACCAAUUAUCUCCUUUUAGUUCGGACUUUGAUAGAAAAAAGCGAGAGAUGAUAACGAGAGUUCUUUGCAGCAGUUCCGCUCUUACAAUCAAUCACCUCCCUCCGGUUUCUUUGUCUUCUCCUCGGAGUCAUUCCUGUUGUAGAACUGUAAGACGAAGAGACUCCAUCCUCGGCAGGAGACGGGCUGGUGUCUCUAUUAUAACAACAACAACAACAAGAAAAUGUGGAGGAGUUGGCGAUGAAGAAGGGACACCGAUGUGGUCGAGUACAAUGGUGUGUAAAGCCCAGAAGGCCACAACCUCAAAACAGCCUCCUGAACAUAGAAAAGAAGAUGGUCAACAAGGACGAGUCCUACAGCAGCUCGUCCUGUGGACCGCCGAGGGUGUGUACAUAGUUUGGCUUUUUCUCCUCCCUUAUGCCCCGGGUGAUCCAGUAUGGGCAAUUAGUUCAGACACAGAGAAUUCUAUUGUGGGCCUUUCUCUCAACUUCUUCUUUAUCUUGCCUUCGGUGAAUUCUGUUGGCAUUCAUCUGAUGGAGGCUCCUGUUCUUCACCCGGUGUCUGAAGCUUUAUUUAAUUUUGUCAUUGGGUGGACAUUCAUGUUUGCUCCAUUGCUUUUCACGGAUUGUAAGAGAGACAGAUACAAGGGAUCACUAGACGUCUUAUGGGGCCUUCAGAUGUUCCUCACAAACACAUUCUUAAUACCUUACAUGGCAAUUCGGCUCAACGAGGCUGACAGUGACUAUGCCCCCAGAAAGCCCUCUAAACUGGGUUCUGUGAUGACAAAUGGUGCAGCAGUUGUGGGACUGAUUGGUGGGGCUAUGUGUGUCUUAUCUGCAUUGUGGGCCUUCUUUGGCCGAAUGGACAGUGAUUUUGGGACCAUGACCGACCGAUGGGAAUUCCUCUUAAGGUAUCUUGGAUCAGAGAGGCUCGCUUAUGCUUUCAUCUGGGACAUCUUUUUCUAUAUUAUCUUUCAGCCUUGGUUGAUAGGUGACAACCUACAAAAUGUUCAACAGAGUAAGGUUGACAUAGUGAAUUAUCUCAGAUUUAUUCCAGUGAUCGGCUUAACUGCCUACCUUUUAUCUUUGGAUCCUGAAAAGGAAUUUUAGCUAAAUGUGUGAACCUUUUCGGUCUAGGGCGUUGAUUAAUGUCUAACAGUUGUUAACCCAGAUUCAGAGGGUCAAUUACUCGGAAAGAAAGCAUUGUUUCUCUCUUGACACCAUAACUAUGAAGUGUUCACAGUACAUUUUUGUAUCAGAAUGUUCAUGCAAUACAUGUAUCAAACAAGUGCUCGUGAUCCA